AGGUAACCGCCGAGGGCCGACGAGUCGUGCGUGUGCGCGUGUGAUUACCGGCAGUGACAUCCGAAUACUCAGACACUAUGCGCCACCGGUUCGUCUUAUCCAUGCUGCUCUUGCUGCCGGCCGUCCGGGCCGCGGUCGGUGCGAAAAACGGACCUGAAAUUCGACCAAAAAACGAUGACGGCGUAUCAAUCAAUAGCCUAAAAGAUGUGGACCUCAGUUGCGACGGAGGUAGAUGUGAACCAGACGGACAAGACGUCGUCCCGUCGUCGAGUUGGACAACCACCAAGAAACCAAAUAUUUUUCAACUGACCAAUAAAUCGUGUCCCGGAUUCGAACUGCCCCCAAUUUUUCCUCGACAAAAAUGUGACACUGAUAGAGACUGCUGGCCAAGGAUAUGUUGUGGAUAUGGUGGACUCAACGGUCAGAAAUAUUGUCGGAUUCCUUUGCCAAGUUGGCGAAAUGAUUUAAUGAAAACCAUUACAAAAAGCCUCCGGUCCAGCAGGCCACCGUACCUGCAGUGCAGCCCGCCGCCGCCCAAGCGUUACGACCUGUUCCCCCGGAAGUGCCGGACCACCGUGGACUGCCUUCCGGACCUUUGCUGCCCGGAAACCGGAAGGAACGUCUGCCGGCCACCCAAGGAAAUAAUACGGCCAAUCAGGGUCCGGGUGUCCAUCGGGUAGGCGGCGUCGGCGUCCGUUGUUAAUUACCAGCCCGACUGAGUUUGCCACCCAGUCAAAUCUAUCGCCGAUCGAAAUGCAAACCACAAUGUCAAUCCCACAGAGCAUUUUUAUAAUUUUUUUUGCAAAUGUUUUAAAUCCAUCGCAAAAGACUUGAAACGGCAAAUUUAUAACACGACAAGCGUCUACGGAUAAAUAUUUCUAAGAUGCUUUUUUUUUCAAUGCGUUCGUAGAUGUUUUUCCGAAACGUUUAUAAAACUUUUUCUACUACUAUAAUAAUAUUAUUUUGCAUUGCGGGAAAAAACAUUGUUCUGUGUUAUUGUUUAAUCGUACCUAUCUAGUCAUUACUCAUUUGUAAAUAUUGUGAAUCGCCAAAUCCUUCCGAACACUCGAACAAAUAGGGAUUACGCUUAAAAAUUAAUUAUUUUUGUAUAAUCGUAUUAAGGAUCAUUUUUGUUAUUAUUUAUUAUUUGUAUUAUUAUUAU
This is a messenger RNA of Acyrthosiphon pisum (pea aphid), 1162 nucleotides long. RefSeq lists its product as uncharacterized. NCBI's taxonomy places the organism in Eukaryota, Metazoa, Arthropoda, Insecta, Hemiptera, Aphididae. The record is from RefSeq and is a predicted model, not a curated record. The coding region runs from base 78 to 680 and encodes 200 amino acids. The transcript has 4 exons.